Trichomonas vaginalis G3 is the source of this 531-nucleotide messenger RNA. RefSeq names its product protein transport to vacuole protein. Gene Ontology annotation, molecular function: structural molecule activity; protein homodimerization activity. Lineage: Eukaryota; Parabasalia; Trichomonadida; Trichomonadidae. Gene Ontology annotation, biological process: protein transport to vacuole involved in ubiquitin-dependent protein catabolic process via the multivesicular body sorting pathway. Bases 1 to 531 code for a protein of 176 amino acids. The record is from RefSeq and is a predicted model, not a curated record. The transcript has a single exon. Gene Ontology annotation, cellular component: ESCRT II complex.
AUGUCGUUCAAGUUUCCGCCGAUUUAUUCCUUCCCACCAUUCUGGACAAUUCAACCAUGCAUGGAAGCAAGGAGAAUGCAGACCCAAACAUGGUGCGAUCUAAUACUCUCAUGGUGCAAAGCAAAUAAAAAAGAAGACUUAAAAGUAGCAGAUGCGUUAAAAACAGAUUUAUUCAACAAUAAAGCAAUCGGUAGAGCUUUAUCUCAGCAAGAUGCCGAAUUCUUUUUGGACCAACUCGUUCAAAGACAAAAUGCCCAAUGGUCUGAUGACAAACACACAAAAUGCAAAAUCAUUUUCAGAAAGCCAGCUCAAUGGGCAAAUAUUUUCUACCAAUGGGCGGUCAAGAAUAAUCUUCAGGGCGUAGUUUUCACAUUUUACGAACUCCGUGAAGGCGAUGAUACUCAAAGUGAAGCAUUUCAUAAUAUGGAUCAAGAACAGAUGCUUAAAGCAAUUGAAUGUCUUGUAAAAGAAAAGAAAGCAAAUUUAAUUAAAGCGGCCGACUUUGAUGAGAAUGGUGUUAAGUUCUUAUGA